This is a messenger RNA of Cervus elaphus (red deer), 954 nucleotides long. RefSeq names its product olfactory receptor 51G1. Gene Ontology annotation, biological process: G protein-coupled receptor signaling pathway. Gene Ontology annotation, molecular function: G protein-coupled receptor activity; olfactory receptor activity. Gene Ontology annotation, cellular component: membrane. NCBI's taxonomy places the organism in Eukaryota, Metazoa, Chordata, Mammalia, Artiodactyla, Cervidae. The record is from RefSeq and is a predicted model, not a curated record.
AUGAGAAUCCUUUAUAACAUCAGCCUCCAGAAAGCCACUUUCUUCCUGACGGGCUUCCAAGGUCUGGAAGAUCUCCAUGGCUGGAUCUCUAUUCCCUUCUGCUUCAUCUAUUUGACAGUUAUCACAGGCAACCUUACCAUCAUCCAUGUCAUCCAUACGGAUGUCACCCUCCAUGAACCCAUGUACUAUUUCUUGGCCAUGCUGGCCCUCACAGACCUGGGCCUUUGCCUUUCUACACUGCCCACGGUGAUGGGCAUCUUCUGGUUUGAUGCCCGAGAAAUUGGUAUCCCUGCCUGCUUUCAGCUCUUCUUCAUCCAUACUUUGUCCCUAGUGGAGUCUUCAGUCCUGUUAUCCAUGUCCAUUGACCGCUAUGUGGCCAUCUGCCACCCCCUGCGUUAUUCCACAGUCUUGACACCUGCACGUAUCCUCAGGAUGGGGCUGAGUUCAGUGUUCAGAAGUGCGCUGCUCAUCCUCCCCCUGCCGUUCCUCCUUAGGCGCUUCCAGUACUGCCACUCGCAUGUGCUGGCCCACGCCUAUUGUCUGCACCUAGAGAUCAUGAAGCUGGCCUGUUCUAGCAUCAUCGUCAAUCACAUCUAUGGGCUCUUUGUCGUGGCCUGCACUGUUGGUGUGGACUCACUGCUCAUCUUCGUCUCGUAUGCCCUUAUCCUCCGCACCGUCUUAAGCAUCGCCUCCCACCAUGAGCGACUGCGGGCCCUCAACACCUGUGUCUCCCAUACCUGUGCUGUGCUCCUCUUCUACAUUCCCAUGAUUGGCUUGUCUCUUGUGCACCGCUUCGGUGAGCAUCUGCCCCGCACUGUCCACCUCCUCAUGUCAUAUGUGUAUCUGCUGGUCCCACCACUCAUGAACCCCAUUGUCUACAGCAUCAAGACCAAGCAAAUCCGCCAACGCAUUGUUAAGAAGUUUGAGUUUAUAAAAUCACUCAGGGGUUUUUAG